CCAGUAAUAAAUUAUAUGGUCAAGUGUCGAUUAAGUAGAGUGCAGAAAAAGUGUCUAUUUGAGGAAAAAAUGUCUUAUGCAGUGGAGCGAGGUAGACCAUGGAAAUCCCAACUAUACCUGGACGGUGUACUGGACUCAAUAAUUCAAAAUGGCGGCUCUAGGGCCAAGAGCAGAGAGGGGGUCAAUCUGGCCGAGGUUAUAUUUUACUGCAUGAAAAACAAUCCGGAUGGAAUGCAUACGAUAAAUGGAGCAACCGGUGAAAAAUUCACCAACGAUCAAAUCCUCAAGCGCGCUGUCUCUAUCGCUCGCGCCUUAAAAAGUGAUCGUACGACAGAGACGGUGAUUAUAAUGCUACGGAACUCUGAACACAUGUCUGCGUUGUUUUAUGCUUUAUUGUUUGCUGGCGUGGUCCCUUUUAUGAUGGAGCCGAACUCUACUGAAUAUGAAAUCCAGCAGUUCCUCCCUCUGGUAUCCCCCCACAUCAUCUUCUGCGAGCCUGAUCGUGUCGAUAUCGCCACAAAAGCGGUGGAAGAAACUGACAUCAGAGUCGUGGUUGCCGAUGGUUCAUCGUUAGACAAAUUCACGCUGGGGUGUAGUGACGACAUUGGCAGUUUUCAGCUACCAGAAGUGCGACCGGAUGCCACGGCCUUAAUUCAGCCCACCAGCGGCUCCACGGGUGUACCGAAAGCUGCCAUGCUAACUCAUGAAGGCAUUAUCAUGCAGAUGCCGAGCGUUUGGAUCCAUUACACCCAGUUCCCUCGCCCGACUAGUAUGGCGCUCCUCGUGUCUACAUGCCAGUGGCUGACUCACACCAUCAUCAUGACCGGCUUCCCCGUCUACCAGGUCCCGAUCCUGAUGACUCCGUUGAAAAUCUCUGCAGAGUACAUCGCAGAAUUGGCGGGGAAAUAUCGAGCAACAUGGACCAUAAUUGGACCUGCACUAGCCACUCCGCUAGGACACUUAGCCACAAGAGACCAGCUGUCUUCAAUCGACAGGUUUUGCGUCGGAGGCUCGACUUUUUCGCCGGAUAUGCUUGCUCCCUUACAGGAUAAGCUGCCAGCGCCAGGUUGUCUGCUUAACGGAUUCGGCAUGACGGAGGCACACGGGUUGGUAGCAGUAGGUCCACCGGGCACCCCACUCAACUCCGUAGGGCACAUCAGCAACAUCCUCAAUUUAAUCAACGAAAAAGGUGAAAUAGUCAAGGAGCCUAAUGAAAAAGGAGAAUUGUAUAUAAAGGGCAAAUGUCUCUUCAAGGGAUACUUAAACAACGAGGCAGCCUAUCGUGAGACCGUCUCUCCAGACGGCUGGCUGAAGACCGGAGACGUUUUCUACAGGGAUGAGCAGGAACGGCUCUUUUUCGUCAACAGAACUAAGCUCAGCUUUAAAUACUUAAACCACCAUGUUUAUCCAGAAGAAAUCGAGCGCGUCAUAGGCAGUAUACCAGGAGUCCAACAAUGUGUGGUGGUUGGCGCGGACGCUGGGCCUGCCGCUGCCGUGGUUCUACAAGAAGGGUGCGGCGUUACAAGAGAGGAUAUACAACAAGCAGUCAAAUCUACUCUAAGCGACUACAAGCAUCUGCGUGGGGGCAUCGUGAUCGUGACGUCACUCCCCACCACCCACACUGGCAAAGUCCACCGCGCCAGCUGCCUCCAGCUGAUCCAAGAACUCGUCGGCAGGGAGGAAUGCUUCUAGACUUCCAGAAGACGAGACU
Messenger RNA from Cydia strobilella, 1711 nucleotides. Its product is annotated as luciferin 4-monooxygenase-like. The record is from RefSeq and is a predicted model, not a curated record. Gene Ontology annotation, molecular function: long-chain fatty acid-CoA ligase activity. Bases 16 to 1692 code for a protein of 558 amino acids. Gene Ontology annotation, biological process: long-chain fatty acid metabolic process; fatty-acyl-CoA biosynthetic process. The transcript is spliced from 12 exons. Lineage: Eukaryota; Metazoa; Arthropoda; Insecta; Lepidoptera; Tortricidae.